AUGGCACCUACAGAUCGCUCAUUGUCAUUGAAGAGCCUGCCUAUGAGAGACGCCUCAGUUUCAGGACUCCUUGCUCCAGAUGGCUAUCCACAAACUCCCUCAACACCAAGAGGGAUCACUCCACUUACAUCCAAAGUGACCAGUGUCCUUUCGACGACUCAUUCUGAUACAGAGUUUCGAGACGCUCUCGCUCUUCUUGAUGAACGUGGGAUCCAAAACGAUGCCGAAACUCGUCGACGUGUUCGAUUAGACCUACAGAAGGAAGUCAUUGACAGUAAUGGAGAAGUUAUUGCCGAAUUUGGGCGGGUUGCAGAGCAACUUCGGCGUAUCAAAACGACCAUUGACAAGCUUAACAAUGGUUAUGAGGACAUGAAAACCCAAGUUGUCGAAGCUCAUAGGCAGACAUUGCCAGCACUCUCCGAGGCAUCCUCUCUCUUGGAGCAAAAGAGACAGGUUGAGGUGAAGCAAGAGCUGCUCGGUGCCUUCAAGAAACAUUUUGUCAUGUCGGAGAAUGAGGUUGCCGCAUUUACUCAAACAGCCGAGCCAGUAGAUGACCGCUUCUUCGAUGCCUUAAGCAAAGCGAAAAAGAUCAGCAAGGAUUGCGAGAUACUCCUUGGGUUCGAGAAACAGACUCUGGGUCUGGAACUGAUGGAGCAGACGUCGAAGAACAUCAAUCUUGGUUUCCAAAAGCUUUACAAAUGGAUACAGCGAGAGUUCAAGACAUUGAAUCUCGAAAAUCCACAGAUGAACUCAUCAAUUCGCCGGGCAUUGCGAGUUCUUGCCGAAAGGCCGUCACUGUUCCAAAACUGCCUCGACUUCUUCUCCGAGGCUCGAGAACGAAUCCUUUCAGACUCCUUCUAUGUCGCUUUGACAGGUACCUCGCCCUCUGGUACAGAAGAUGCCUCUGUCAAGCCCAUCGACAUGCUGGCACAUGAUCCGCUACGCUACGUGGGUGACAUGCUGGCUUGGAUUCAUUCAGCCACUGUCAGUGAACGUGAGGCAUUGGAGGUUUUGUUUGUCGCAGAGGGGGAGGAACUUGCCAAGGGUUUCAAAUCUGGCCGAGACGCAGAGAUCUGGCGCCUAAUUGCAGAGGACGAUGAGGCCGAGGCUGACUUUAAUGCGCUUAAGGCACUGAACGACCUAGUCGACCGCGACAUCUCUGGAGCGGCCCACGUGCUUCGCCAAAGGAUGGAGCAGGUGAUCCAAGCCAACGAAGACACCAUACCCGCCUAUAAACUCGCAAAUCUGAUCAACUUUUACCGGAUCACUUUCCAAAAAACGCUCGGUCCCAACUCUAAUUUGGUAGAGUUGAUUGGAGGCCUGGAAACAGAGGCCUUGCGCCAGUUCCGAGCACUUGUCAGAGAUCACAUUGCAACUCUACAGGGAGAAUUCCAGCACGCUCCAUUAGACCUUGGCCCACCUGCAUUUUUACAGGAUUCGCUCAAACAACUCAAGGCCAUCAGCAAAACUUACGACUCCUCUCUAUCGACCUCGGAGGAUCGCGAGAGCGAGUUCGAGAAUGUGCUUUCAGAAGCCUUUGAACCAUUCAUGUCGGGUUGUGAAAACAUGGCUAAGAACAUGAAUGCCCAGAACGGUGCGAUCUUCCUGAUUAAUUGUAUAUCUUCUGCGAUAGCAUGUCUAGAGCCGUUCGAAUUCACACAACGUCGGACUAAACGACUGCGAGCGAAGUCAGAUGAUGCAGCUAAAAGACUAAUAACAAGUCAAUACCAAUUCCUUCGAAAGGAGUCAGGGUUGGACGCAAUUUUCACGAAGCUGGAGGAGGAUGACGACAAGAACGCUCAAUUGUUGGAUGAGAAAGAGCUCGCUCAAGCAAGCCAGACAUUGGAUGACUUUCUGCCAUCAGCACUCAUGGACGCCAUGGAUAAUUUGAAGCAUCUGCAGGAUUCGAAGUUAGCUCGACAAAUUACGGAGGAGGCAGCAGAACAGUUCUGCAAUGACUUUGAACAGCUUGAAGAGGUUAUAACUGAGGGGGGUGAUGAAUCUGUUGAUUCAGAAGAGGACGAAGGUCUGCGGUCGGUUUUCCCUAGAACAACCGCCGAGAUUCGUGUGUUGCUUUCAUAG
Molecule: messenger RNA, 2082 nt
Organism: Fusarium tjaetaba
Lineage: Eukaryota; Fungi; Ascomycota; Sordariomycetes; Hypocreales; Nectriaceae
Product: oligomeric golgi complex subunit 6
Exons: 2
Coding region: 1-2082 (693 amino acids)
Biological process (GO): intra-Golgi vesicle-mediated transport
Cellular component (GO): COG complex
Source: RefSeq, a predicted model, not a curated record